This is a messenger RNA of Eimeria tenella, 879 nucleotides long. RefSeq lists its product as uncharacterized. The transcript has 3 exons. Gene Ontology annotation, molecular function: zinc ion binding; carbonate dehydratase activity. Bases 1 to 879 code for a protein of 292 amino acids. The record is from RefSeq and is a predicted model, not a curated record. Lineage: Eukaryota; Apicomplexa; Conoidasida; Eucoccidiorida; Eimeriidae.
AUGUCCUUGAAGCGGCAGAGUCCCAUAGAAGUGGAUGCUGCUGCGCUGCAGCGGCUGGUGGACCACUGCUGCAGCAGCAGCAGCAGCGGCAGCGCAGCAGCAGCAGAGGAAGUGGCAGCCACGGGAAACCUGCUGAAAGUGGCCCCUGCGGAGAUGCGGCUGGGCAACGAGCUGGCAGCAGCAGCAGCAGCAGCAGCAAAACAAGUGGUGUUUGACUGGGGCCUGAAGCUGCAGCUAAAACCUGCUGCAGCGGGAGACUUUGGCAGCUUAGCAGCAGCAGCAAAUAAGUACGAGGUGCAGCAAUUCCAUUUUCACGCCCCAGCUGAACAUACACUCGGAGGCCGCAGCAGCAUCGAGCUGCACGUGGUCUGCAAGUGUACAGACACUGCAGCAGCAGCAGCAGCAGCAAACCAAAAUCUCGUCCUGGGCAUUUUCUUCGAAGCAAAAGAAGGAGCAGCAGACAAUCCUUUCCUUCUUUGCUGCGAGCGGGCCCUCGCGGAGCAGCAGCAGCAGCAGGAGCAGCAGGAGGUGCCUGCUGCUGUGCGCGAGGCGCUGCAGCAAGCUGCUGCAGCAGCAGCAGCAGAUGACAGCAGCAAAGACACAGUUAAUUUGAAAGAAUUAAUUGAUGAAGAUAAAAUUCUUGUCACUUAUGAAGGAUCUCUCACAACUCCCCCUUGUACUGAAAAUGUCCUUUGGUAUCUGCGGCGCGAGGCCAUCCCCACGAGUCCGGAGCAGGCGAAGAGAUUUUCUCUUUAUUUGAAAAGAGGCGAAGGGGCCCAGGCCCGCAGCAACUACAGACUCAGGCAAAACGUGGAGGUCAAGGCAAACGACCAGACCCUCUACGUUUGGAUUCCCGAGCUGCAGCAGAAGACAGAAUAA